This is a messenger RNA of Iphiclides podalirius (scarce swallowtail), 579 nucleotides long. Lineage: Eukaryota; Metazoa; Arthropoda; Insecta; Lepidoptera; Papilionidae. The record is from the annotation of a GenBank genome assembly.
AUGAAUUUACGGAACAGGUAUAUUUUCUUCAUCCAGUACAUUGUGACAAGAUUCGUGCCGCAAGCGACAAGUGUUAAAACUUACGAGGUGCGACGUCUAAAUGGAUCGUCUUAUAUAGUGACGAGUUUUCCCGAAUACGAUUAUGGAAACUCUAAAGGGGUCGAUUUGAGUUCCAACGCGAAAGUGAUCUUUAUGGAUGAUGAGAAAAAAGUCAUGAAGGCGGGUCACUCGAACACGGGCUGUGCGAACACCACAGUGACUGUUGGGGGGAAUAUAACGAAAAACAGGUAUAAAAUGUCAGCGAAGGCCAUCAAAGAGGCGAGGGAAAGAUACUUUAAAACCUUUUUCGCUACCAUGAAGAAAACAACAACGACUGCUAACUUUAAUCAUAGUGCACCUUCUGCUUAUUUGAGUUGGAACGAUCCGGACGUGAACGUAAAAGGGGCGUCUGUGCAGAUGAAGGAGAAUCUUCAGAACGCGAGGAAGUUCGCUUCGUUAUUGAUCUUUGAAUUGCAAAAACGCGACAACGACCCUCUAAAGGUUAUGGACUCUACGGUCAAAAGAAAACGGAGUCGGAAA